AUGUUCUACCACGCUCAGCGCAGUCACCUUCUCCAGUCCCUCGAUCGGCUCUCAUAUGUAUACAUUUCUUAUUCAUAUCUACUGGCACCAAGCCUGACGGCCUUGAUUGCCCGACUCGUUGCGCAGUACCGAAUUACCGUGCUAAGGGACGUACAACCGACCUAUCCUUUGCGCUUCCAUGUGAUAAUUCUACUGCUCAUUACGGCGGGACCCCUUCUCCGUCAUAUUUUUGGAGGGAUAGCCCAAGGUAGUGGUGUUCUGCUCGAUUUUGUUGGGCAAGGGGUCCCUACCCACUCUGCACACACGUUGGCCAUCGACCUACUACUGCUAUUAUUCCAGAUAGUACAGUUGACGAUCUCAUACGAAACUGCUCGGUGGAAACCCGAGGUACCUGAUCCUUUAUUUACGCCCCCACUCCCUGUUCCAUCUCUGCAAGCUACCACAACGCCAAAGCCACGAAGCAGACGUAGAUCGCGACAGUCACAACUCCGGACGACAAGAGCGGGUUAUCGAGAUGUUAUAGAAAAUCGAACUCGGCAUGUCCAUACAUCUACGGCGUCGUUCCCCCCAACUACCGCAGUUAUUGAUUUACCCUUACGCACCCUCGUAAGACUUCUCUUCCAAUCUGAGCCUUCCGACGAAGCAUCAGAGCUACCUGGACCCGUGACGGAUGGAAGACGUAGGAUAGGUCUUGCUGCACAACUCGUCGUUAUGCUUUUGAGAAUGAGGGCUGCAAGGCAGGGUGGAGGCGAGGGGCAAGGCCAACAACAGUCUUGA
Molecule: messenger RNA, 777 nt
Organism: Rhizoctonia solani
Lineage: Eukaryota; Fungi; Basidiomycota; Agaricomycetes; Cantharellales; Ceratobasidiaceae
Exons: 5
Coding region: 1-777 (258 amino acids)
Biological process (GO): SREBP signaling pathway
Cellular component (GO): Dsc E3 ubiquitin ligase complex
Source: RefSeq, a predicted model, not a curated record